Messenger RNA from Hyla sarda, 7485 nucleotides. RefSeq names its product CTTNBP2 N-terminal like (gene CTTNBP2NL). Bases 311 to 2206 code for a protein of 631 amino acids. Lineage: Eukaryota; Metazoa; Chordata; Amphibia; Anura; Hylidae. The record is from RefSeq and is a predicted model, not a curated record. The transcript has 5 exons.
CUCCCACAGCUGCAGCCCCAGUGAUGAGGAGGGAGGAAGGGACAGAAGUUUUACCUAAACUAUUGUCUCCCCGUGUCAGCGGCCGCAGCUCCAGAUGACAGGACGGCUGGAGGAUGGAUGAGGCCGCUCCCAGUCCUGUGUUCGCGGCCCAAUCACCGGCGGCGGCUGACCGGAGCCAAUCCGGGAGCUGUUUACAUGGAGCGCGGCCGGGGCUCAGCCUUGUCCUGAUUGUGGAGCUGGGAGGAAACCGCACCGGGUGCCCGUCUCACUGCGUCCUGCUCUACAACAAAGGAGGAGAAGUGGGGACACAAUGAAUCUAGAAAAACUCAGCAAACCAGAAUUGCUGACACUGCUGAGCAUUUUAGAAGGGGAGCUGGAAGCCAGGGAGCUUGUGAUCGAGGCAAUAAAGGCACAGCAUAAAGACCGAUUCAUUGAGGAGCGCUAUGGCAAAUACAACAUCAGCGACCCCUUGCUUGCCCUCCAGAGGGAUUAUGAGAUCCUCAAGGAAGAUAAUCAUGGACAGAAACCCCCUCCGGUGUGCUCCAAUCCCUUGUUCAUCUUGAGUGAAGUGAUGAAGCAAUGCAAGACAAUGCAGGAGCGGAUGCUGGCUCAAUUGGCUGCAGCUGAGAGCAGACACAGAAAGGUUAUCCUUGACUUGGAAGAAGAACGCAGGAGACAUGCUCAGGAUGCAGCCGAUGGGGAUGAUGUCACAUACAUGCUAGAGAAAGAGAGGGAGCGACUAGCUCAGCAGUUGGACUUUGAAAAAUCACAAGUGAAGAAGCUUGAAAAGAAACAGAAGGAAUUAUCAGCUCAGCUAGAAGACGAGAAGGCCCGUCACAAAAAACUAUCCACAGUUCUUUUGAAAGAAUGCACAAAAGCAAAUAAUAGAGCGGCGGAGGAAGGACAAAGGGUGGAAGAUGUCAACAUAAAGCUGGAGAAGGCUAGGACCAAGGUCAGUCAGCUAGAAGAAGAGCUAGCUCUUGAGAAAAAACGUAGCCUUCAGAUGGAAGCCCAGGUGGAGAAGCAGCUUUCAGAGUUUGAUAUUGAACGGGAACAACUAAGGGCCAAGCUCAAUCGAGAAGAAAAUCGCACCAAAGCUCUAAAAGAGGAGCUAGAGUCCUUGAAGAAAUUUAUAAAGGACAUGUCCGCUGAUGACAAAGACACCUCUGCAAAGUCUAACAAGGAAAUGGCAUCUAGUGUAAUGGUGUCUGCAGAGAAGCCAGAGGUUUCAUCUGUAUCUUGUCAGACAGAAAAUGUCCAAGAAAAGAUUAGUACUGAUGCUUUACCAAAAGCUCAUAUUUCCUUGUCAACACCUAGUAAAAUUCCUCAGCCUUAUUCGAAAAUAAAUGGACAUUGUGGUGCUACAACCCAGAGUAAUGAACAUGCCCUAAAGUUGAAUGUUGGGGAGGGUCAUAAAGAGAAAGUGGCAAAUUACGACAGUUCAUCUGAAAAUGGAGGUUCACCUGUCAGAGUGGAAUCUCCUCUACACAUGAUAACACAUGUUCCUUCUAGUGGAGCUUCCUCCUCUCCCAGCAGUACUGCAGCCUCUUCCUUAACAUCCUCUCCAUGCUCCUCUCCCGUUCUCUCAAGACGUCUGAUUGGUGCCACUGGUAGUCCUGGUUACCAGUCACCUUAUCAGGCUGGCAUCAACCAACGAUUUCAUGCUGCCCGGCACAAGUUUCAGUCUCAAGCUGAACAUGAUCAGCAUGUUUCUGGACUGCAAAGCCCACCUUCUAGGGACUUGUCUCCAACCUUGGCAGAUAACUCUGCAGCCAAGCAGCUUGCUCGCAAUACAGUCACUCAGGUCUUGUCACGUUUUACCAGCCAGCAGACCUCUGGUAAAUCUGUGCCUCCCAAUAGCUCACCCUUUGGUACAGACUAUAGAAACCUUGCCAAUUCCUCCAGCCAAAAGAAUGAUGGGAGCCUCUCUCCAAAUCCUUUGAAAGUUUCCAGUCCUCUCAGUCCUGUAUCUCCAGGAAUAAAAUCCCCUACCAUAUCACGGGUGGAAAGAGGAAACCCCCCACCCAUCCCUCCAAAGAAGCCUGGUCUGGCCCAGUCCCCUGCAUCUCCUAUCCCACCAGCCAAAGCACCAACCAUACCCUCAUCACUGGCAGCUUCAGUGGAUGUAUCCAGUAACCACUGCUCCAACAAUGGCAUUAUAACAAAUGGGAAGGACAUUGAAGUAAUGUUACCGUCUGGUAGCUAGUUUUGUUAGAUAUUUGGACUUUAAGACGCUGUCAACUCUGGCAGUGCAUACCUGAAUAAUCUAUACUGUCUAGACGAUCAAACUUAUUUAUUUUGCUAGUAGAAAAUAUAGUAUAUUAUAUGUAGCGUCUGUUUUUCUUAUUUCGAUUUUGUAGCCCAAUUACAAAUUUUAGUCUUAUGUUAAAAGGGCAAAGGAAUACUUCACUUCUCUUCUGUUUUGUUACUCAGAAGAUGAGACUUGAAGGUGACCUGUCGCUUUUGUGUAAAGUCAACAAUUCCAUGAGCUUCACAUCCAAGAUGAUGUCCAAUGAUAGGAAAAUUGGUGCUUGCUGUUCAAGAUUCAGAUUCACCAUAACCGAUUAAGGAAUACUUAAAAUAUGACCUGUUGGCAAUCAAGCUUUAUUCCCUAUGGCUGCUUUUCAUUUUUUAUAUAUCAUUUUUAUUUCUUACUAUUGUAGAAUUACAGCACUUCUGUCAAUAAGUUCGGGUGGCCUUCCGGGUAGCAUGAAUUGUUAUGACAAAAAAGUUUCUUAAAUUAUGCUUAUUCUUAGGCUUAGAUCACCUUUUCGCUUUUUGAACAUGGUUUGUAAACCAAAAGGAAUAUUCCCAGUCCUCGGGGGCAAACUGUGUGAAAUGACACAAAGGGACGAGAAGCAGCUGACCACGAAUAGUAUUGUAGAAUAUAUUUUAACUGUUUAAGUUCCUCCCCAUAACAGAAUUACUGUAAUGCCUUUUUUUUUGUUUUUAGAUUUUUUGGACUGCCAAAAAUAUAUAACAAAACAAAAUCUGAAGGUGUUAAGCAAAAGACAGUAAGAAACACUAUCAUAGCAAGUAAUUGUGCCAAGAUUCUUGCACUCAACGGAAAGGGAACAUCAGCAUUUUACUGUAACAAAGCACAAUAUUACCUCUAGUUACAGCUUUUCUGAUAAGUGGCAAUUGCCAUCCAUCAUGUAUUUUAUAUAAUGCCAGAUGGUUUGGUGCUUUUAUAAAGCAGAUUCAGCACUCAAAAAUUUGGGUUAUUUACACUUUGCGACGUAAAGAGUAUUUUCUGCUGUAAUUUUCUCUGGCUCAGCAAAAAGGAACCAACGUAAAAUACUAAAGAAAUGAUGUUUGCCAUUAAUGUCACUAAUGGUGGCUAGUCAAUUCUUAGUUCGCAUAGGAAGGUUAGAUGAUGAAAUGUUGGAAUGUCAAGUUACCAAGUGGUUGGUUUUAUUCUUUUAAUGGCACAGUGGACAGUCUCCUUACAUAGCUAAGUAUAUAAAAGGUUAUGUAACGAGACUGGGCGAAAGCUGAGCAGAGGGAGUUAAUUCACAGGUUCUUAAGAAGUUAAUACUGAGCAUUCUAGGUUUGACUAGCCUGCCUUAUCUAUAUGUGAUUUAGUUGGUGUAUAUGGUUGGCGCAGUAACCAAGUUGUAAAGAAAUGUUUUCUUUUAGUCUUAGGCUAGGUUCACGCUGCAGUGUACAUCCGACCCAUUAAGGGUCCCAUCGGCUAUUUUUAUUUCUUGAGCCGAUCCGACCCUGAAGCGGGUCGGAUGCAAAAGGCUACUGCCCGGCAGACCCCAUUCACUGGCAUGGGGUCCAUCGGUGAUCCAGUAAUUUUACAGGAGUUUAGCGGAGAAAUAAAAUAUUUUUUUAUGUCGGCAUAACUUGAAAGAACUGCCGACGGAGCUCAACCUAACAGAACCCGACGGCAAUGUGAACGAGGCCUUAUUUGGGAAUCUUUAGGAAAUCUUUAGGGAAUCUUUAACAUAAACAAUUUAGGAAUUUUUAUAGAUGACAUCUAGGUGAUUCUGAAGUUUGGGAGCUCUGAACUAGUUAUAAAUUGAAAGAGAACAUAUCGGGUCCUCAGAGCCUUACAUACUGGCCCUGGGAUCCGACCGGUGAGGGGGAGCAGGGUUCCAACUCUGUUCUCCUCAGCUCUCUGUGAUGCAGCUGAAAACUAAAAAACAAGUUUUAUAUCUGACCAUGUCUGUUUUCCAGUCACAGCAGCGGCUUCACAUUCACUGCACCUUCUCCUGCCCAGACUGGUGUGAUUGACAGCCUGAAUACAACGAGACGCUCUGUAUGGACGGCUGUCUAUCAAACCUGAUUAGGAGCAUGGUACAGCUGCUGCUGUGCUAGUUUUCAGCUUUUUUUGGCAUGGCAGAGAGCUGAGGAGAACAAAGUUGGAAAGCUGCUCUCCUGACCGAUCAGGUCCCAAGGCUGGUGUGUGUAUGGCCCAGAGGACCCACGAAAUUUACUUUAAAGACUUUAUGGGAUUUACAUAAUCUCUAUAGUUUAAGUGAAAUUCUCUAAAUGCCAUAUUUAAAUGGCAGCAAGAAUAUAUGAGCCCUUUUUAUUCUUUAAGGCUAUGGAUACCUUUUGGCAUGGAAAACAAUUAUUUUAACAUCUGUGGUUACUUUAAGUUAAAUAUGUUUUAUGAAGUGUAAGUCUGCAAUCCGUAUUCCUCCAUUUAUUGUUAUACCUACCCUGUUAUUCAGUUUGCAGCCAGGUUCAGAUUCUUCUCAUGUGGAUGUGUCCUCCCAGUAAUAGAUUUUGGGUAUGAGAGUUGUAUGUUCAGGAGGCCUCAGUUUUUUGUGGCUGCAAUGCUUUCUCUCUGUACUUGUGCACAACUCAUGUUAUGUUAUUCUGUCCUGCAAACUGCCUUAGUUUUUUCCUUCUUAUCUACAACCUGUGUAAGCUGCCCUUCAUGUAUGCUCUCCCAUCUCCCAACACUCUUGUUCUGCUGUGCAACCCCCUUUCCUUUUCUUUUGUAAUCUCUAGCAUUAAAUGAAGGGGAGUCAGAAGAAAGGUUUUGAUUAAAAGCUGAGAGAUUUGUUAAGCAAAUAUUAAUGAAGACUAUUUAGAAAGGGAAAAAAGUGUCCAUACCCUUGAAUUUAUUUUUUCACCUAAAAAUAUGUAUAAAUAUAGUGCAUUCCAAUACAUUCAUUUGGGGUCAAGUAGUAGUAUUCUAAUAACACCUUUACUCAAUCCUUUGGGUAUUCAUGCGCCAGAGCUGGUUUAGAUUCAAGGCAAACUGUGGCAGUAACCCUUGCAUAAAAAAAUUAAGUCCAGUUAUACCGUAACCCUGUCGUAAGACUUCAUUUUUUUGCACUACUGCUUAUUGCACUGGAACUAAGAGCGAAUUGUACAAUAAUGUCCCUGCCCAGCCAUAAUGUGCCUUAAAAUAGUAUUAAAUUACCAAUUAAUGCAGGUUGAGGACAUCCUAUAUAGAUACAAUACUGGACACAGAGGCAGUGAAUGGCUGCGUGAACAAUGCACACAUAGUGUUGUUGUUGACCCUCAUCUGCUCAAAACUGUUAUUUAAAUGUAUUAAUAAGCAAUGCAUAUGCUUGUUAUGCAUUCUUACAUUUUAGCGGAUCUAUAAAAUCGUGUACCUUUUUAGGAGUGAUCAGAGAAUACCCUAGAUAUGUAGUUUGAAUCUGUAUUCAUACGCCAUAAAGGUGUAGAAAAAAGGCCUCUAUCUUCGGCACUGCUGGUCUCCCAAGUGUGGAAAAUAUCCAGGCGAGAGAAGAAUAGAGAUCAAGGAGUAUUUAUUGUCAUAGAGACACACAUAGUAACAGAAUAACAUUGUUUCCGGACUACGCUUCUUCCCUUUUUCAAUUCAGUACUAUUCCUUUUCUUUGUCAUCCUAACUAAGGGAUUUAGCGUUAAUUGGGUAACUCGCCAUUCCCUCCCCUCUACUGAAUAACAGUAAUGUGUAUUAUACGUACUUGCAGAACUUAAACCCUUUUUAAAUGGAAAGUUUUAAAACGUGCACACAAUUUACUAACCUAUAACAAGUGGCAGAACAAAUCUUAUUUGUCCCAUGUUAAAAGUGACUACUUAUUUCUGGUCUGUGCUAACUAGUCACCUGAAGUUAGAAAAUGGCCUAACGAAAUGUUAAAAGGGACCUGUUUUAAAAAUUCUAAUAGCUUCAAUUUUGGACUUAUAUGGGUAAAUAGAAAUCCCGUCAGGUUGGUGUUUCAUUUUCUUAAAAGGUUUCAUAUCAAGUUCAAUUCUAGCUCUUAAGAGUCUUAUCUAGGAAUUAUGUACAUUCCAUUAAUAUUUGGAGUCCACCAUAGUGAAUAAUGUGAAAUGUGCCAGCGACCACAAGAUCUUUCAGAAAAUACUUUCUGUACCUCUUUCCAUUAACUUGGUAUGUGAUACCAAUAUAACGUAAGCGGGUCAGUAAUUGUUUUCUGCAGGUCAGCCUGUAGAUAUGUUCUUAUGUUUCUACAGGAUUUUUCCUCUAGGGGAGACUAUAACGUGAAAAUACUGCCUUUAUAUAGCUCUGAAAAAGACUAUGGAAGGUCUGUUAACAACUAGGUGCUGAGCUAUUUUUUCUUUUACAGAACACUAACUCGUAUACAUGAGUGGUCAGUUUAUGAAGUCCUUGAAAUUUCCUUAAAAUUUUAGGCUCCACUUUAUUGGCAAUGGAAUUAUAACUGAAAGAUGUUGAUCAGAAUGAAAUGUUUUGAGAAAGGGACCCGGGUGCUGCCAAAAUAAAAGCUACAACAUACCUGUCUCAAUUCCCUAUCAAUGCAGUCCCGCUGGCUCCUGGUCCUUUCUGCUUCUUCCUUUGACCAUACAGAAAAUACCUGCUUAGUCAGUCACUGGCGGGUGCGUCAUGACCAGGAGCUGGUGAGACUGCAGCUGCAGGACAGGCAAGAAUGGCUGAUUUAUUUAGGCAGACUUUUUUUUUUUUUUAGAAUUUUUGGAAUAUGUAUAAAAAUAUAAAUAUUUUUGUUAGUAAAUUAUAAUAUUUUUUGGGAGAGCCUUUUGUUAUAUUAUGCCCUUUUUGUUAUUCUUGUGUAAUUUGUGCUGCCUAUGUUAAAUACAUAAAAAGAUAAGGAUAAUGUAAGCAUAUCUAUAGAGUUUCAUUACAUUGUAUUGUAUGUUAGAAGAUGCACUGAUUCUUCAUGUAUUCCUUUUGAUAGAAAGCUUUUUUAUUUUGGUAAAUGGACCCGAACUGCCUUGUUUAAAUGGGAACUCCAGUGGAAUUUUUUUUUUUUUUUGACAAAUCAACUGGUGCCAGAAAGAUAAACAGAUUUGUAAAUUAUUUCUAUUUAAAAAUCUUAACCCUUCUAGUACUUAUCAGCUGCUAUAUACUACAGAGAAAUUUGUGAAGUUCUUUUCAGCAUGACAACAGUGCUCUCUGCUGACACCUCUGUCCAUGUCAGGACUGUCCAGAACAGGAGGUUUUCUAUGGGGAUUUGCUUCUAACCUGACAGUUCCUGAUACGGACAGAGGUGUCAGCAGAGAGCACUGUUGUCAGGCAGAAAAGAAAUUCACAAAUUU